CUCAUGUUCUAGGAUCAGAAGAGCCCCUGCGUUUUGGGUUCUCCGACUCCAGACGAAGUCCUCCUAGCAGUGCCCCUGUGUCUUCAGUGAGCCACAGCUUCACUAAUGGUGAAGAUGUAACAAGUCCCAGGAAACCUGUACCACUAAACCUGAAUUCUCACCAGGAGAAACUCGUUCCUAUGUGGGUCAUGCCUUCAGCUUCAGUGACCCAGAAGCCCAAGGUGCCUCAGGCUCCAGCCCAAGAGGUUCCUGCAUGGGUUCAGACUCCCCCAGCAUGGGCCCAGACAGCCCCGGCAUGGUUCAAGAUUCCUCCUGCUCCAGUGAACCAGGAGCCCAAAACCCCUGAGGCUCCAGCCCAAGAGCCCCAAACAUCGGCCCAGACGCGGCCAGCGUGGAUCAUGCCUUCAGCUCCAGUGACCCAGAAGCCCAAGGUUCCUCAGGCUCCAGCCCAAGAGCUCCCAGCUUGGGUUCAGAUGCCCCCGGCAUGGAUGCUUCCAGCUCCAGUGAACCAAGAACCCAAAACUCCUGAGGCUCCAGCCCAAGAGCUUCCAGCAUUGGCCCAGACGUGGCCAGCGUGGUUCAUGCCUUCAGCUCCAGUGACCAAGAAACCCAAGGUGCCUCAGGCUCCAGCCCAAGAGGUUCCUGCAUGGGUUCAGACUCCCCCAGUAUGGGUCAAGAUGCCUCCAGCUCCAGUGACUCAGGCUCCAGCCCAAGAGCCCCCAGCAUGGAAUAACAUGCCCCAGUCCCCAGCGAGCCAGGCACCAGCCCAAACGCCACCGCCUCCGAUGACUCCAUUAGAACCUGUUGGGGGUGAUUUUGGCAGUUCCUUCAUGGAGGGUGUCAGUGGAGAGGCUGCCUCUAAUGGUGGCGGUACUGAGGGUCCCUCAUCAGAGAGAGAGCGCUACCUUGUUAUCACAGAGCCCUUGGGUUUUCAAACCCGCUACGUGGUCAAGUCCUUCAAUCGUUAUGUGCGAGGACAAAAGAUCUAUUCCCAAACCACCUACAUCCCUCUAGACUAUCCUCCUGCCUCUGAGCCUGCUCCCGUCCCCACUCUUCCUCUGCCUGAAGCCCAGCUGGACCAAACUGUGAAGGCCAGCUGAGCUUGGGCUUUGUACUCCAAUCUGCAACGAUAUCUGGGCCCUUGUUGCAUUGUGGCUUAAAAAAAAUAAACUUCUUAAAUGUAUGAAA
Sardina pilchardus (European sardine) is the source of this 1188-nucleotide messenger RNA. Its product is annotated as fibrous sheath CABYR-binding protein-like. Lineage: Eukaryota; Metazoa; Chordata; Actinopteri; Clupeiformes; Clupeidae. The transcript has 3 exons. The record is from RefSeq and is a predicted model, not a curated record. The coding region runs from base 180 to 1100 and encodes 306 amino acids.